Molecule: messenger RNA, 3386 nt
Organism: Myripristis murdjan (pinecone soldierfish)
Lineage: Eukaryota; Metazoa; Chordata; Actinopteri; Holocentriformes; Holocentridae
Exons: 7
Coding region: 209-973 (254 amino acids)
Biological process (GO): cell adhesion; positive regulation of cell population proliferation
Cellular component (GO): plasma membrane
Molecular function (GO): cytokine activity; stem cell factor receptor binding
Source: RefSeq, a predicted model, not a curated record
GGCUAGAGUGAAGCAGACUGCUGUCCCAUCCUCAAGUUACGCCACACACUUUGACACACACGCACAUACACACAUGGACACACACUCACUCACUCAUUCACUCACUCCCACAUACACAUACACAUACACUAAGCUAUGCCUCUGUCUCUGAACUGAAAACACUGAAUUUCAUGCACUGGACUGGAGCAACUUUGGAUUUUUGUUCCAUAUGAGGAAGAAAAUCUUGAAAACACCUUGUCUCCUCUUGAGUCUGUUCACAAGUUUUAAUCUCUGCUCUGGAAAAUUUGGGACACCAAUAACUGAUGAUGUGAGCAAGCUGUCAUUAUUGAAGCAGAAUAUUCCAGUGGAUUAUGAGAUUCCUGUAUAUUACAUUCCCAAAGAAGUGAGUGGCAUGUGCUGGGUGGUGUUAAAUAUCUAUCCUUUGGAGCAAAGCCUUCGGAAGCUGGCCAACAUGUUUGGUACCAUAUCCUCCAACAAGGAGAACAUAAUUGUCUUCAUUGCUAUGUUGAAGAGUCUGCGCUUCACCUUUGAUCACGAGGAGCUGGAAGCAGCCAUGCAAGUCUUCCAGUGUCACUACCGGGAGGGGAGCUUAAUGUCCGGACUUUACUUUGACUACAUCAAAGAGGUCUUAAAUUCUGCCGCUCAAGGAACAGUAGGCUUCCCAUGCAAGCCUCCGCCAUGCAUCAACCCACAACAAACACCAGGGAGUCAAGAACAAGAUCAUGAUCAGAACUGGUCGAAAAGGAGUCCCUGGAUUCUGGUCCUCAUCCCCAUCACAGCUGGCGUCUUCCUCAUGGUGUGGCUGGUCAAGUUAAGAAGGCGGCGACUGCCAGUGUGCGACUCCGAGAAUAGGCAAACGGCUCCCUCUGACAUGAUCCCAACUGUAUCUAUCUCCAUCCCACUUCACACAUUCACCCACGCUGCUGAUACGCUGCCAGUGCGAGAAUCAACCCCUGAACAUGAAAGCGGGUGAAGUAUGACUAGCAGAGAAGGGAAAAAAAAAAGAGAGAGAAAAGUUGGACACCACUGACGGAGUUCACUUUCCAGGUCGUUCUGUUAUUGGAAGCAGCCCACCAGGUGCAUGUGCGUGGUUAAGUUCACCUCUGCUCUCACUUUGGAAAUUCAUAAAUAAUAAUAAUAAUAAUAAUUAAAAAAAAGCAUCUGAGUGCAUGGACCUGAGCCAUACAGAAAACAGUUUUGCUAUAAAAAUUCACCAGGAACCACUGCUAAACCAGCAAAAUUGAUUUUAACGGGACAGAAAAACCUCUCUAAACAAUUGCUCAUCUGCCAAAUUGGCUGGUAAAAUAUAUAAAUUUACCCGUCUUAGGCCAUCAUGUCCCAGUUUUGGUGCUGGUAGCUGGCCGAUCCUGAGCGGACCAGCCUUUUGAGCCGAGAGCCCCCGACCCCCGUCCAUGUCACUCUGACCUGGUUUUCUCCUGUGUCCCUGUUUGAACUGGAAUCAAAAGUAUCACUGGAGCCUCAAAUCGAUGGAACCACUGGAACACUCACCUGAACCAGAACCACUGGUAUCACACUGGACUUCCUCAUCACCACCUUGUUGGCUCCAUCGCAGCGGUUAGAGAGACUGUCCUUUAACUUUGGAAGGAACUGCCUUGAUCCCUGUGACGGUCCAUCUCUGUCCAAGUACCCUUGGCCAGGACAGUGAAUCCCUUCUUCCCCCUGGCUUCUCUUUUCUCUGGAUCCCUCUAAUGAAAUGCAUAGAUAUUUGUAUCUCUCAGAGGAUAUGGGAAGAAUUUACAUUCCAAGCCAUACUGUGUGUAAUAUAAUGAUUGAUGUAUUCUUAAAAUACUCAAAAAUAACAACAAAAAAUGUAAGAGUCAAAAGUAAAGGGACCAUUGAAGGGAUUGCAUUCGAUCCCUAUUUUUCUGCAGCUAGGCUUGUAUUGGUUUUUGACAUUAUUAUGAUCUGUGAUCUGUCACGAACUGUGAAUCCGCUUGUCACAAACAGCACACUGAGCAGCCCCACAAGCACCCUACUUUCUGUAUCAAAAGAUCUGACCAGAUGGCAGAUAGCCACGGCCGGAGCCUCUUUCAAUCCAGUCAUUGUAUUCCAAAUGUUGUUGCCGAGUGAUCUAUAGCUGCUGCCUGGCCACAGUGAGUGUUGUUAAGAGUUUUUCAUGUCUUAUUCACUGAGUCAAUCAAGUUCAGUCAUGAGAACAUGACUCCCUGAGUGUGAGUGUUCUUGUAUGUGUCAGAAAGAAGGAGUGAGAGACAGACAGAGGCAGACCGGACGAGAGAAAGUGAGCGAGAUAGAGAUGGAUGGAUGGAUGGAUGAUCUCAGUGAAAAGCAUAAGGAGGGCUUGUUCUCGUUACAAAAGAACUGGCCGUAGGCUGGAGGAAAUGCCAGUUACAAACAGGACUGAUGUCGGCAGAUCCCUAUGAAUCAACAGCUGAAGAAUCUGCCCAGACCGCAGAGAGGUUUUCAGUCUCUACAGUAUGGAAGAUCGGGACUAUUUCCAUAACUAUUUAAUGUAUCUGAGGGGCUUAAUUCCAAAACCAAUCAAACAAGUUUUGAAAGUUACCCCAAGUGCAUUUUUCCCCUUUUAAAAAAUACAGAUCACAGCAUCAUCACAAUGUUAUCAUAUUGUAAGUGAAGGUCUUAAGAGAUAGCAUGUAACUUAAAACUGCUUUACUGUCUUUUCAGUGAUCGAUUUGUACCAUUCUCAUUAUGUAUUUUGUGAAUUUGUGUAUUUGUACAUGAGAUUUUGAGGUUCUACUGUUUAUUAUGACAUAGGCCACUUUCUGCAGCUUAAAGGACUUUUUUUUCUCACAGCAGUCUGUUUGAAAUGUUAAGUAGGCCUUUUUCAAGCCAGUAAUGUAAGUGGUCCACGAUCAGAUUUGUUUUCUUAUUGUUUUAUAAGUACAUUGUGAUUAUGACUGAUUUUGACAGCACUGUAAAAAAAAUAGUUUACUGUUAUUAUUACUAUGAUUAUUAUUACUGGGAUAACAGUGGCACAUUGAGGGUCUGUUUGUUCCACUGAGAUCCCAUUUAUGUCACUUAAAGAGAACUGAGGAUAUAGUUAGCUAUAUUAAAGAUAUAUAAUAGUUCAUACUGUUCAAGCAGAGAAAUAGAAAGGCCCUCCAACACUGGCAACCACUGGGGCUUGGUUGUAAGGAAUCUAUUGUCGUUUUUGAGGUGAAAUAUGGACUGUAUUACUCACUGAGACUGAAGGACUUAGCACAAAUGUGGUAAUGCAUUCAGGCAAAAUAUUGUCUAGUCAUCUUUUCGGUCUUCCCCUGAGUGCUGAUGUCAUUCCACAGGGAUGAAGACUCAUCUUCACUGACAUGGUUUUGAUAUGUUGAUCCAUGCUCUGUUUGCGAUUGCACAAUUCACAGCACCAUAAAUAAAACUGUUUUGUGCAGGGG